Messenger RNA from Betta splendens (Siamese fighting fish), 2457 nucleotides. RefSeq names its product acyl-CoA dehydrogenase family member 11-like. The transcript is spliced from 15 exons. The record is from RefSeq and is a predicted model, not a curated record. Lineage: Eukaryota; Metazoa; Chordata; Actinopteri; Anabantiformes; Osphronemidae. Gene Ontology annotation, molecular function: oxidoreductase activity, acting on the CH-CH group of donors. The coding region runs from base 154 to 2040 and encodes 628 amino acids.
CAGCUGACAGAAGCAGCGGCUUCUCUGACUCCAAGAGGAGCAGGGCUUUUAUUUUGAAGGCAACGGUUUGCAGCGGUGCAAAAGUGUAAACACGGCUCGGACAAGGUUCAAAAUAGAGCACUUCCUUUAGAUCUAUGAGGCUUGUCUUGAGCCAUGUCCAUGUACAGAGCCCUCCUGACCCGCAGGCUCAGGGGAGCUGUCUCUCCACCACUCGUCCGCCUCAGGUCCGCAGGCGUAGCUGAACCCGGCCUAAGGAGGUCUGAUGAGGAGCAAACCUGGGACCCGUCGGGCGACCUGCCCUUCUCCAGAGCCAGAGUAGGAACGUUCUUCCAAGAGAGCCCCAUGCUGAAGAACCCGUUCCUGGAAGAUGCCUUGCUCAGAGGGUACCUCAGGAGGCACCUGCCAGAGGAGGCAGUACUUACAGACCUGUGUGGAUUUGGGGAGCGUGUUGCGAAGGAGGUGGAUGCGUGGGGCAGACAGUGUGAGGUCAACCCCCCACGAUUGGUGCAGUUUGAUCCCUGGGGUCGGAGAGUGGACCACAUUGUGACCUCCUCAGCCUGGAAACGCAUGAAAGACCUCUCAGCACAGGAAGGAAUGGUUGCCAUUGGAUACGAAAGGCCAGCUGGAGAGUGGAGUCGUGUGUACCAAAUGAGCAAGCUGUACAUCUUCUGUCCCUCUGCUGGCCUCUUUACCUGUCCACUGGCCAUGACCGAUGGCGCGGCCAAAGUCAUCCAGUCCUUAGGAGUUUCGUGGCCUGUAGAAGAAGCCUACAGUCGCUUGACCACUCGUCAGCCUGAACGUUUCUGGACGUCUGGACAGUGGAUGACAGAAAGACAGGGAGGAUCUGAUGUUGGCACUGGCACAGAGACAGUAGCUGUUCCCCAGUCGGACGGUUCCUACAGGCUCCACGGUUUCAAAUGGUUCACCUCUGCCACCGAUGCAGACAUGACUCUGACGCUGGCCAGAGCGCAGGACCCGACAGGAGCAACCACACCGGGCAGCAGGGGUUUGUCUCUGUUCUAUGCAAACGUGAGUCGGGAUGAAGACGGCAGGCUUCGAGGUAUAGAGGUGCAGAGGCUGAAGGACAAGCUGGGUACCAGACAGGUGCCGACCGCUGAGCUACUGCUGGAUGGCCUGCCAGCACACAGGUUGUCAGAGGAAGGGAGAGGAGUAGCCUCCAUAGCUAACAUGCUGACUAUCACGAGGAUCUACAACAGCGUGUCUGCAGUUGCUGCAAUGAGAAGGGUGGUCCAGCUGGCACGGGACUACGCCGCGCGCCGCACGGCCUUUGGGAAGCUUCUGAAGGACCACCCGCUGCACAUGCAGACGCUCGCUAGGAUGGAGGUGGAGACUCGCGGAGCGUUUCUCCUCGCGAUGGACACGUGUCGCCUUUUGGGCCGAGAGGAAACCGGCGUGGCGUCGGAGCUCGACGCACACCUGUUACGCCUGCUCACGCCUGUGGUCAAGCUGUACACUGGGAAGCAGGCAAUGGCUGUAGUGUCUGAAGGUCUGGAAAGCUUUGGGGGUCAGGGCUACAUGGAGGAUACUGGAUUGCCAGGAAUUCUUCGUGAUGCACAGGUGUUGAGUAUAUGGGAAGGAACAACAAAUGUUCUGUCUCUGGAUGUGCUGCGCUGCGUGGCUCGGAGCUCAGGAAUGGUCCUUCAUGCAUACUUCACUCAUGUCAAAACUCUGCUCGCAGGUGCAUCGGGCGUCUCUGCACUGGCUCCAGCUGUGAAGGCCGUGGAUGAUGCUCUGUCUGAACUGCACGGGUUUGUUCAGUUAGCCGCUACAAGGGCACCUGGCUACUUGGAACUGGCUGCUAGAGACCUAGCAUACAGUCUGGCUCGCACGUACACAGGUGCCCUUCUCAUUGACCACGCAUGCUGGAAAGGAUCCUCCCCAUCGGACACAUACGCAGCUCUCAGGUGGUGUGAACAGGAGCUGUGUCCAGUAGUGACUAAACAAGCCAGAGGCUGCUAUGAAUCCAACACGCCACCACUCGAUUCUGCGCUGGUCUAUGAUCGUCCCACCCAAGACUGAACGUCUGAAUAUACCCCCUGAUCUGCCGUCAAUGUGCCUCAUGAUUCUGUGUCUGGUUCUGACCUUCUACAUUUAAUUAUUGAGUGACUGAGACCGUAUUUUAUGGAAAACUGAAGAUCUAAAUGAGCAAAAACAACGUGUUCUUUAUGUAAAACAUAUUGAAAAUACUAGAUGAUGACACUGAUAUACUUAUGAAGGUGAAGUACCUGGAAUGAAUAUGACGUCAUUUUUAGUAAUUCGAGGGGCCUGGGUGCACCAGACACUUCAAGAACAGGAGUAAACAAGGAUUCACGUAACAUGAAAGCAAAGGUCAGAGGCAGGAGGAAGUGACCUGUAACACUGAAUUAUUACUUGUGUAUAUAUAUAUAUAUGGAACGCUUUUGACAUAAAUAAAAUAAUGCCUAUGGUCCAAUACUA